Sapajus apella (tufted capuchin) is the source of this 615-nucleotide messenger RNA. It is a transcript of the gene SMIM23, whose product is annotated as small integral membrane protein 23. The transcript is spliced from 4 exons. The coding region runs from base 58 to 495 and encodes 145 amino acids. The record is from RefSeq and is a predicted model, not a curated record. Lineage: Eukaryota; Metazoa; Chordata; Mammalia; Primates; Cebidae.
CCUUCUGCCUAUUGAGUGAGGGGACCUUGGUCCACACAAGUAGCCAGAUCUGAGGCUAUGGCGACCCAGCAAGUUGGUAGCAGGAGGCAGGUGGCAGCAGAGCGAGUGGCAGCCCAGCUGCUUGAACGGAGAAGGGGCAGCCACUGUGAGGACAAGAAGCAGACUCUGUUGACAUUGCUGAUCUUGGUGCUGUACUUGAGCACAGGGAUAUCGGGAAGCAGCUGGGAGGUGUCAGAAAGGAUCCGAGAAUGUAACUACUACCAGAGUCUUGGCGAUUCCCAGGGGCUUGAAUAUCAGACCAAUGAGCCCUCGGAAGAACCAAUAAAGGCCAUCAGGAACUGGUUGAAGGAGAACUUGCAUGUCUUCUUGGAGAAGCUAGAGAAAGAGGUGCAAGAGCUGGAGCAGCUCGUGCGGGACCUGGAACUGUGGCUGGAUGUUCUUCUGGGAGAGUCGUACCUGGAGGAGCACUGCUCCACACUUAAAAGUCACAUGUGACGGGCGGUCUGGGGCCUGGGGAGAGCACGAAGGGGGAAGGGGUUGCCAGGGGUUUCUCUAAGCAGGGCAGAGCUCUGACUCUUGAAGUUCCAAGCAGGCAAGAAAAUAAAGUAGUUGGGA